Molecule: messenger RNA, 2401 nt
Organism: Osmia lignaria (orchard mason bee)
Lineage: Eukaryota; Metazoa; Arthropoda; Insecta; Hymenoptera; Megachilidae
Molecular function (GO): nucleic acid binding
Source: RefSeq, a predicted model, not a curated record
CUCCCAUACCCUUCCGCACAGCGUCGCGCUGUGGCUGAGGCGUCUCCACGCGGUACAUCGACGUGAAAAUGUGCAUCAUUUGGUGAUUUGGAGUGUGUAACGAAUAGCUACAGAAUAUUUUGUCGGAGUAGUAUUUUUUUGCGUAGUGUAUUUCUUUGUGUAUUGAAUUAUUUCUUUGUGUGAAAUGGAGGAAGAAGGUCCUGGACCGUCUAGUGCGUCUCCAACAAAGAGAAAUCCAUCGGGAAAAUUCGUUGAAUCUUCUCAGAAAAUGAUGAUCGUAGAUCUAUACAAAAGUCUCAAGGAGGAGCAUCCAGAAAUGAAGUAUAGACCUCUAAUACAAUUACUAUCCAAACAGACUGGAAUCGGGCAAUUGACAAUUUCCAAGACUGUGUCCGAGUAUAAAUCAACAGGAACGGUUAAAUCUCCAAAUAAGAAGAGACCCCGCAUGAAUAUUUUGGAGAAGACGUCCGAGGAGGACAUACUGGCCAUAAGGAGGAAGGUGCAUGAAUUUUGGUUCCGGCGCGAAAUUCCAAACGUGAGAAAAAUUUUGGAAGCCGUGAACCAAGAUCCCGAACUCCCCAGUUUCAGCGAAUCGUCGUUAUACCGGCUACUGAAACGAAUAGAAUUUAAAUACAUCGUUCGCGCGCGUAAUAGCGCACUGAUCGACAAAGAACAUAUUGUCGCCUGGAGGCAACGGUACAUACAGCAGAUACAAAAAUAUCGUUCCGAAGAACGCCCGAUAUACUUCUUAGAUGAAACGUGGGUUAACGCGGGAGAUGUCAGACGAAAAUUUCGGGUCGACACUUCUGUUACCUGCCCCGAAAACGCGGAACAAAGGAGCCUGUCCAGGGGCAUACCGGCGUCCGCUAACAAAGGAAAACAGCUAAUAAUAGGUCACGUCGGGUCAUCGGAUGGGUUUGUACCUGGAGCCCUCCUCUGUUUUGAGGCGAAGAAAAAUUCUGCCGGCUACCACGACGAAAUGAACAGCGACACAUUUUUCGACUGGUUUCGCAGUAUUUUGCCCAUGCUACGAGAUGGGGGGGUUAUUGUUAUGGACAGUGCUUCAUACCAUAGUACGAAAUUGGAGAAAUAUCCCACCAUGAGCUGGAAGAAAAAUGACAUUAUUACGUGGCUAGUUGCUAAGGGGGAAAAGGUAGAACCACAGUAUGUCAAAGCGCAGCUGGUACAAUUAUCGCGCAAGCUAAGGCGAUAUGAAUACGUAAUCGAUGAAUACGCCAAGCAGCAUGGACAUACUGUGGUACGCCUUCCCCCUUACCACUGUGAGCUGAGCCCCAUCGAGUUAGCAUGGGCAAAAAUCAAAGAGUAUGUAAGGGCGCGAAACACAACGUGCAAACUGUCUGAUGUCCACGCAUUAGUACUCGAAGCCGUGGAAAAUGUGUCCGCCGAGUCGUGGCAGAAUUUUAUUCGCCACACAACGGAGGAGGAAAACAGGUUCUGCCAACUAGACCAGAUUACAGAUAGUACUCUGGACGAAAGUGGUGAGUGGGUGGACCAAUCCGAUGACUCCGACAGUGACAUCGAUUUUUAAAUAUACUUUUUUGUGUAUAAAUAUUUUGUAAAUUAAUGUACAUUUUCUUGUAAAUAUCAUGUAAAUAGCGCAUUAAUGUACAUUUUCUUGUAAAUAUCAUGUAAAUAGCGCAUUAAUGUACAUUUUCUUGUAAAUAUCAUGUAAAUGACGCAUCAAUGUAUAUAUAUAUGGACAUUUUUGUGUAAUAUUUAUUAAACAUACACAUACUGAACGUGUGCAGACGCGCACGGUUUUUUACUCACGUGUAUCAUUCUGUAUUCUUCCUACUCAAUCGUACUAUUGUUACACCCCGUAUGGGAAGUGAUUAGCGGAGUGGGAGUUUCAAGGCUCGCAGGGCAUCACUGGCUUCAGUCAUAGUAAAAAUAUAUCAUUUAAAAUAUUCAAACACAAAUUAAAUUAAUUAAUUGUCAUUUAAACAAUUUAUAAAUUCGAUAAAUUAAUUUUUAAUUUAAUUAUGUAUUGUGUUCGACAAUAAGGUCAGAAUUUUGUUAAAAGUAAACAAAGUAACGGAUCAAAUUUAAGAUUUAUUUUGACUUAUACACUUUUUAGGAAAUUAUACAAUAUUGUUAGUUAUCAUAUCUCAAUUAACAUAAAUUAUAAAUGUAGAUGUAAUGGAAAAUUUGAAUAUAGUAUUAAUAAGAUUGUAAGUAAUAGUUUUAUUAGAAAAUUCUAGUGAAUUUGAUAAGAUUUGACAUCAGAGCAAUUACAGACACAUACAUUGAUUAAAAUAAAAUGUUACCGAGUAUCUGGGUAUAGUUAUUAUUUUUCAACACUGUUACAAUCGUUAUAAUAACAUCUAAUGCAUAUUAGAAUUAACUAAAAUAACCAUUGCAUUAUAAAAAAAAAAAAAGA